GAGAUCACGUGCACUGGGAGGAACUCACGAUGGCGCUGCGUCUUCCUCUUCUGUUGCUGAGUACCUUCGCAUUUUCUCUUUCUCAGUACACUCCAGACUGGGACUCUCUGGACAAAAGACCUAUACCAGAAUGGUUUGAUGAAGUGAAAUUUGGUCUGAUGAUAUCAUACGGGAUCUAUUCUGUGCCAGCCUGGGCUCCUGUGGGAACGUACGAAGAAUGGUAUUGGCACGCGCUCAAUAGUAAAGGCAGUCCGACUCAGCAAUGGCAUUACAAAACGUAUGGAGAGAAUUUCAAGUACGAGGAUUUUUUACCGAUGCUUACAGGAGAACUAUUUGAUGCCGACGAAUGGGCAGAUAUCUUUUACAAAGCUGGUCUCAAGUAUUUUGUACCUCUCUCUAAACAUCAUGAUGGGUACACACUUUGGCCAAGUAAGACAAGUUGGGGCUGGAACACAGUAGACACUGGUCCUCACCGAGAUAUUAUCGGAGAGUUGACUACUGCCUUGAGAGCAAAGGGACUUCACGCUGGAGUGUACUUUAGCCUUUAUGAUUGGUACCAUCCUCUUUAUGUUGGCUCACAACCAGAGCUCUAUGUCACAGAGGUUAUGACACCACAGUUGAUGGAACUAAUUCACAACUAUGAACCUGACAUAUUGUGGACAGAUGGAGAUUGGGAAAAACCGCCCUCCUUUUGGAAUUCAACUUACUUUCUUGCUUGGCUCUACAAUGAAUCACCUGUUAAAGAGAAGAUUGUAGUGAAUGAUCGUUGGGGAUCGGGCAGCCGAGGAAAACAUGGCGGCUUUUACACUGAGGAAUACAGUUCACACACAGUUGCUGAUCACAAGUGGGAAGAAGACAGUGGCAUUGAUAUCCACAGUUAUGGGUACAAUCGGAAUACUCCACCAGAUAAAUACUAUACUGCUUCAUAUUUGAUUGAUCUUCUCACAAAGACGGUUGCUUAUGGAGGCAAUUUGUGUCUGAAUGUCGGCAUCAGUUAUGAUGGUAAAAUACCAAACAUCAUGGCAGAACGUUUGCUGCAGAUAGGAGCUUGGUUAGAUGUCAAUGGUGAAGGCAUUUACAAUACCACCAAGUGGAAAGUACCAGAUGAACAAGUGCCUGUCAAUUUGAGUCAUAUGGUUGUAUUCAAUAAUACCAACAACGUAGAUGGCCAGGUGACUCCUGACAGCAAUACAUCAAAUAUCAAAUAUUUGGGUACAUUUGAAACUGCUAAUGAGUGUUUAAAAAGUUGUGAGAAUAAUUCCUGGUGUAAGUCAUUCACGUGGGUUCAGAGUACUGAUGAUGCUUAUAAACAUCAGUGCUUUGGUCGAACUGACCUCUACUGGCAUCCAGAUUCAGAAGAAGGCCACGUGAGUGGACGCAGAGAUUCGAUCACAAUUCGCUACACUGCCAGCAAACUCCAGAGCAAGACUGUCUAUGCAAUCAUCACCGACUGGCCCACAGGCAAUUCACUAAAUCUCACCAGCCCGAUUCCCAGCCAAUCCACAGCAGUCUCCAUUCUUGGUUAUGAAGGAUCAUUGAAGUGGACUGGCACACCAGGCAAGGCGGGAAUGAGCAUUAUGUGGCCUAUUCUGACAGUCAGCGAACUGCCAUCGAUGUAUCAGUGGACUAUCAAACUCAUGAAUGUUUCCUAGACUUUACUGUUACAGCACCGAUGGUAUGUAUGUACGUGUCGUUUGCUCUAAAUUGUUGCUGCGAUGGAAAGUUUUUCUUAGUGAUUAUUAUUAUACGCAAGGUUUUGUAUGCAUCUACCAAUUUGUAUUGCAUGGAUACCUAGAGAUGCGAGGUAACGCAAAAUUCUAAUGCAUUUGCAAUUUCUAGCUUAGAAAAAAUAUAUUAAUUAAUUAAUA
Corticium candelabrum is the source of this 1868-nucleotide messenger RNA. RefSeq names its product alpha-L-fucosidase-like. The transcript is spliced from 17 exons. The record is from RefSeq and is a predicted model, not a curated record. Gene Ontology annotation, biological process: fucose metabolic process; glycoside catabolic process. Gene Ontology annotation, cellular component: lysosome. Bases 30 to 1652 code for a protein of 540 amino acids. Gene Ontology annotation, molecular function: alpha-L-fucosidase activity. NCBI's taxonomy places the organism in Eukaryota, Metazoa, Porifera, Homoscleromorpha, Homosclerophorida, Plakinidae.